AGGAAUCAGACACCACUUCAUUAUGCUGCAAAAAAAGGACAUCAUUCUACAGUAGAAAUACCCCUGAAAGCAGAUGUGGAAAAAUAUCCACGUGAUAACAAGAAACGCACUCCUCUUCAUUUAGCUGCAAUUGGUAUAGUUUCAUUUAGGAAUUAUAGCCCAGUCCUAGAAACACUUCUGAAAGCUGGUGUCUCCAAAGAACCACGUGACGAGGAUGGCGACACGCCAUUGCAUCUUGCUGUUCGAAAUUCUAAAGUUAAUGUAGUAAAUUCACUUCUUCAAUAUGGUGUUGAGAGAGACAUACAAAAUUUGUUUUCCAUGACGCCGUUAGAAAUAGCCAUCAAGAAAGGAAACCCACGUAUAAUACAAUUGUUAUCUAAUGCAGAUAUACCAGACAGUGUGUUCGACGAGGUCCAGCACAUUGAUGAUGACAACGUAUUUGAAUUCGUAAAAGAUAUAGCUGCUCCAGAUGGCAAAAUUGACAGCAAGCUUCAGUCAAAAAUAAUGAAAGAUCCACAUGGUGAUAAUAACAAUGCAGGCUCAAAUCAACGUUCCAAGGUUCCGCAUACGAAGAAAAAAAACAAGAAGAAAAAAGCUGAUUUGUGGGAUGUAUCUUGUUUGUUCCCAGAGCUUUUGGUUACUAAUCAAUAUUCCCAGGGUUUCUUCAAGCACGAGUUUGUAUAG
Saccoglossus kowalevskii is the source of this 684-nucleotide messenger RNA. RefSeq lists its product as uncharacterized. Gene Ontology annotation, molecular function: protein binding. Lineage: Eukaryota; Metazoa; Hemichordata; Enteropneusta; Harrimaniidae. The record is from RefSeq and is a predicted model, not a curated record.